This is a messenger RNA of Caenorhabditis elegans, 4465 nucleotides long. It is a transcript of the gene hmp-1, whose product is annotated as Vinculin. The record is from RefSeq and is marked reviewed. The transcript is spliced from 7 exons. NCBI's taxonomy places the organism in Eukaryota, Metazoa, Nematoda, Chromadorea, Rhabditida, Rhabditidae. Gene Ontology annotation, molecular function: cadherin binding; actin filament binding. Gene Ontology annotation, biological process: cell adhesion. Gene Ontology annotation, cellular component: cytoplasm; cell periphery; adherens junction. The coding region runs from base 2 to 2593 and encodes 863 amino acids.
AAUGCCUGCGAAUGGCAAUUCUCAUGCGUAUUUCAACAUCGACGAAGUGCGCUCGAAAAAUGUUUUGAAACAAAUUACUCAAUUAAUCAAUGAAGUGACCAACAUCACUGAAACGUUUCCGUUAAAACCUGGACAAACUACUGAAGGACUUGUCGCCACUCUUGAUGCUGCCGUUGCUAAUUUUCUUCAAACGGGAAGCUUUGCAAUUUCGAAAUGCCCAAUUGCAAACAGUGAUCCACGCGCAAUUGAUUUAUUGCACGAAGCUCUUGGAGCAGUUCAAGAUACUGGGCAAGUGAUGAUUCAAACUGGAAGAGAUUUUGUCAGAGAUUCAACUUCAACAAACAAACGAGCUAUUGCAACGAAUUCUGGUAGAAAUUUGUUGACUGCUGUCGCUAAAUUCCUAAUUCUUGCCGACUCGAUUGAUGUAAAAGUGAUAGUUGAUAAAGUAGAUGAAGUUCGAGAAACUGCACACCAAAUGAUUGAAGCGGAUACAAAAAUCAAAGUAGAUGAUUUGUACAAUCUUCUCAUUUCUCAAAUCGAAGAACUUGAUAUCACUGUUCGACGACGAGCCAUUGAUUUGGUUAAACCAAAUCAGAGAGAUGAUCUUCUAGCAGCAAGAUCAGCACUUCGACAGACUGCACCACUUCUGUAUACUUCAACACGAACAUUUGUAAGACAUCCAGAACAUGAAGAAGCUCGAAGAAAUCGUGAUUACACUGCAGAUGAAAUGCAUUCUGCUUUAAAUGCUCUUGAAUCUGUUUUAAACGGACAACAACCGAAAGUAACAUUUUCUGAAUAUGGAAGAAUAGGCGAUCUUAUCAAUGAAAUCGAUACUUUUCAAAAUCGAAUCGAAAUUGAUCCAGCCCAUUAUCGUCGAGGAACUGAUCGUCCAGAUCUUGAAGGACAUUGUGAACGAAUUGUUAGUGGUUCUGCUUCAAUUGCCGAUGCUGAAAGCACUCGUGAAAAUCGAAAACAAAAAAUUGUUGCUGAAUGCAAUAAUUUGCGGCAAGCUCUUCAAGAACUUUUGACCGAAUAUGAAAAAUCUACCGGCCGAAGAGAUGAUAAUGAUGAUAUUCCUCUUGGAAUCGCAGAAGUACACAAAAGAACAAAAGAUCUCCGGCGACACCUUCGUCGUGCAAUUGUAGAUCAUAUAAGUGAUGCUUUCCUGGAUACCCGUACACCGCUUAUUUUACUGAUAGAAGCUGCUAAAGAAGGCCAUGAAGAGAAUACAAGAUAUCGUUCAAAGAUGUUCCAAGAGCAUGCAAAUGAAAUUGUUUCAGUUGCUCGUCUUUCUUGUCAACUUUCAUCAGAUGUUGAAAGUGUUAGUGUCAUUCAGCAUACGGCUGCUCAACUUGAAAAACUUGCUCCACAAGUUGCUCAAGCUGCCAUCUUACUUUGCCAUCAACCUACUUCAAAAACUGCUCAAGAGAACAUGGAAACCUAUAAAAAUGCUUGGUUUGACAAAGUGAGAUUGUUAACGACUGCUCUUGACAAUAUCACUACUUUGGACGACUUUUUGGCUGUCAGUGAAGCACAUAUUGUUGAAGACUGUGAGCGGGGAAUCAAAGGUAUCACGGCAAACGCUUCAACACCGGAUGAAAAUGCGGCCAACUGUGAAACUGUCGACUGUGCUGCCGGAUCGAUACGUGGACGAGCUCUCCGAGUCUGUGACGUUGUCGAUGCUGAAAUGGACUUCCUUCAGAACUCUGAAUACACUGAAACUGUUAAGCAAGCUGUUCGGAUUUUGAAAACUCAACGUGUAGAUCAAUUCGCUGAGCGUGCGAGCGCUUUAGCCAACCGUCAAGAAGCACACGGACUUACAUGGGAUCCAAAAACAAAGGAAGAAGAAAUGAAUGAAUUUAUCAAUGCUUGUACAUUAGUUCACGAUGCAGUUAAAGACAUUCGACAUGCACUUUUAAUGAACCGAAGUAUGAAUGAUGUUGAUUCGGAUGUAGAGUAUGAAGCUGAUGGUGUUGGUGCAGCAAAUGCAGAUGCUAAUCGUACGAUAUCCGAACAAGAAAAUCAACAGAAUCUGAUGAGACGAUUGCCAGAAGAAGAGAAAAAGAAAAUUCAAGCACAAAUUGAUAUCUUCAAAGUAACACAAACACGAUUCGAAAGAGAAGUUGCCAAGUGGGAUGAAACAGGAAAUGAUAUUAUAUCAUUGGCCAAUAAUAUGUGUAAGAUUAUGAUGAGUAUGACAGAAUUCACAAGAGGUUGUGGGCCAUUGAAAACGACAAUGGAUGUUAUCCGAGCAGCACAAGAAAUCUCACUUAAUGGAUCAAAACUAAAUGCAUUGGCACGGCAGAUUGGAGAAGAAAGUGCUGAUUCGCAGACGAAAAAGGAUUUGCUCGCAUAUUUGUCACAAAUCACUCUAUAUUGUCAGCAACUGAAUAUUUGUAGUAAGGUGAAAGCUGAUGUGACUCAAGUUGGAAAUGAGCUUGUCGUAUCUGCACUUGACUCUGCAAUGUCUCUUAUUCAAACGGCUCGAAAUCUUUUAACUGCUGUUGUACAGACUGUUAAAGCUGCAUACAUUGCCAGUACCAAGGUUGGUUCCCUUUCUUUAAACAAAACAUUAAUUAUUAUUCCCACUUGAUGUCUGAUACUAUUGCUUUCCAGCAUUUAUCACACAUUUCUUUUUUCGUACAGACGAUAACGGCUGCUUACGUAAUUCAUUUCAAAUCAGAUGGUAUUUCGCCCACUCUUUUGAGUAGACACGUGGUUUAAAGUGCCAAUAGACCAGUUGCCUUUUGUACACUGAAUUUUGAGAUUUUAGAAAGUGUACCCAAAAGUUUUAGAAAAUUAAAUAAAUAAAAUUAAAAAAAAAAAAAAACAUUCUCAAUAGUGUGCACAACGCGAACGUGCUCGAGUCGAAUCAGCCGUUGCGCUUAGCGAUGCUCACAAAGCUAUUAAUUAUGAAAGUCCGAUGGAUGAAUCUGGUGAGAAAAAAUGAGAAAGCAUUAAAUAUCGUGUUGUGUGGUUUUAUCGAUGUUGUUUUUGAGAAAAAGAGAUAUUGAGCAUGUCGAAUUUAAUUUUUUGCUUUUUUCUCAAAAUUUACGUUGGCUGCUGCGUAAUUUAAUGGUAAAUAUUUUUUAUAGUUAAAAAAAGCUUAUGUCUUGAGUUCAAAUCAGUGGUUAAGACUAUUAAUGUUUGACGAUUUUUUUUUAAUGGAGUAGGGAUUUUGCUUUAAAAAAAUCCAGAAUAGUUUGAUUCUCAGAAAUACCCAAAAAAGAGAAAGAAUGAAAUGUCGAAUUUUCGAAAAUCAGAUUUUUCAAUUUUUGGCGAUUCCCUAUUUGAAUUCUCUCAGUUUGGUGCGAAUUCAAACAUGGAAUUUAGCCAAAAAUUAAAAGCAAAAUCUCAGAUUUUUAUAGAUUUCCUGAAUCCUAGAAAAUACAAAUUAAUUUUCAUUAUAUUCCAAAAAAAAGAAAACAAUUCCAGUUAAAUAUGUUAAUUCAAAUUGGUAAGGACAUCCCUUUCUUAUUUUCCCUUCACACUUAAAAAUCGUUUUCCCAACAAAAAAACAUUUAACUUUCUAAAAAUGCAUUGUAUCGGUCUUGAUGUGUGGACAUCGAUCCCCCAAUAUGUCGGUCUUGUGAUCUUAUACUCCCCCGUAAAAAACUCAUACAUUUUAAACUAGAUUGUAUUGCAACUUUAACUAAGAAAAGAAGAUUAAGUUGAAAAAAAAACUUGAAAGAAAUUGAUACGAACGUAAAAUAUGUGUUAUUGUUGAUGAAAAGUGUCUCGAUGUUGUUUGCUGUUGGUUUCAUUUUCUUAAAUUGCUCGAAUGCUUGGAAUUCUUUGCUGAUAACUUCCUGAAACUCAUCCUUAUUCUUGCAGUUCCGUCGUCCUAAUGCCAACAGUGUACGUGUCGAGUGGCGAAUGGCUCCACCAAAGAAACAACCACUAAUUCGACCACAAAAGAAUAAUGCUAUAAUCAGACGGGCAUCCGAACGGCGACCUUUGCAACCAGCUAAAGUGCUCGCCGAGUUUACGCGUAACGAGAUUGAGACGGGUCGUGAUAGUGACGACGAGGAACUUGAUCGCCGGCAUCAACAAAGAAUAAACGGUCGUUUAUAGAUAAUUUAUUUCAGUUUUAUUCAUGUAUCUUCAUACUUUUCCCUUCCAAAUCUUUCCACACAUCCUUUAUAUGCCCGAGUCUUUAUUAUUUUCUCAUUCUUUCAAUUCUCUUCAGCUAGAAAUUUGUAUCUGUGUAUUUUUUGUAUUCAUUUCUGUUUAAUGCUCUAAAUUCUAUCAGCUCAUCACCGCCACCAUUAUCACCGCAUUUUUCAUUUUUCUCCCCCAUGAAUAUCAUAAUCCAUACUGUUGAAAAUCAGGUAACUUUACAUCUUUACAAUUUAUUUUCGCACUAUCAACCUCACCCUUUCAACGAUUUUUUCUGUAUGAUUCUGAUUUCUAAACUCCCUGAUCUAUGUGCACAAGUUUUUCAAAUUAGAUGAACUCAAUUCUU